UGGAUUUAAUCGUUGUUGUUGCAGGAAGUAAUUGUUGCCGACAGAGGUAUUUCUUCUGCAUAUCAUGUUCCAUUAUUUUGCAGUCAUAUAAAAGGAUGUUGUCUUGUCUUUGCGUAUCUUCUGACACUGUGUAUAACCCCUUUGCGUGUAUUCAUUCCUUGAUAUGACGUCGAAUGAAUGGUGUAAUUGCGAUUGAUUAAUUCUCGAAAAGCUCAAAAUGUCACAGUAUGAUUGGGCAUUUUAUUUGACGGCACCAUAUUUGGUAGUCUGGAUUAUAUCCUCAUCUAUGAACGCCACUGCGUUUGUUGUGUUCUUGAGGAAUAAGUUGCUGCACUCAGCGACCAACCUCUUGAACGCGUUUCUGGCCGUCGUCGACCUGUUCUUGGUCACCACGAUGUCUUUAACGAUUAUCUUAUCACUCUUUUUGCAAGAAAAUAGUUACAAAUCACUACUUGGUGUAUUAAGCGGGAUGACUUUAUAUUUCAUGACUAUGUCUCCGGUAGUGUCGGCUGUAAUAAGUGUGUAUAGAUACAGAACAACUGUCAGCCUUAAAGAAAAAAAAAAGUUACUAAUGAGAUCAGCGGUUAUGCCGAUGGGUAUCUGCGCUGUUAUUCCUCUGAAUACCAUUAUAUGUCCAAUUGCUGGCUGGGGCUACUUUCCAUUACAGCUUCUCUGCCCAAUGGAUGAUAUUACCACGGCAGCAGAUAAUGCGUUUACUAUCUACCUAACAGUAACUAUAUUGAUCAUCCCAUCAGGUAUUAUAACUUCAUCCUACUAUAAGAUAUAUAAAGCCAUCAAUCUGCAUUCUGAUUCAUUGAAAUGCUAUCCAAUGAAGGGCAACGUUUCCAAAACCAGACGGUCCGUCAGACAUAUUCGACUUAUCGUUGGUGUUUUUAUAUGCGUUUGGAUGAUAUACUUUAUAGUGUUGGUUGUAUCCGUUUUUGUACUCGAGGACAAAGUUCUGGCAGUGGGUCUAAUUCACAUCUUAGUAGGCGCUUCAACAAUUUCUAAUUCGUUCUUGUAUGUUCUGAUGAAUAAACUUUACAGAAAAUGUACCUCGAGGUUGAUAAGGUGUCAAGGCGCGUAUGUGCGGUCAUAUGCGUCGCGUAUGCUUGGAAGCAACAUCCGAUUGGGCGAACAGAGGCGAAAUGAAGUAUUGCCAGAGGUGAGCGAGAUAGAAGCGAACGCUAGUCGUAACAGAAACAUAGCCUUUCUGCCUAUUAAUAUGAAUACAAUUGCUGAAGAAAAUGACGCUUCUAUUUUUGGAGUUAAACAGAAAGAAGAGAAUGAUGUAGGUGUAACUAACGAAGGUAGAGACUCGGUACCACCGAUGCUAAAUGUGCGACAUAAGUCAAGGGUUGAGAUUCGGAGACUUCAUGAGAAACAUGAAAGUGCUCGACGGUUGUCGAUCAUGCUUGGCCAUUUCAGCAGCGAUGACGAAGCCUACGAAGAACUCAUGGUUAGCCGAUCAGGUCACAGUAGUAUUAGCAUUAUUGGGGGGAAUGUUGACAAUCUGCCAAAAAGGACGAAAGGUAGAAAAAGUGACAAGGGGGGCAAAGGUAACAAGAAACGGAGAUCGAAAAAAGAAAAAAGAACAGUAGAAUCUCUUAAAAUAUCUAACAACAUUUACACAAAUGCUGUGUAUUCAAAUAAAAAUAAAAUUAGGGACAUAGGUAGGCCUAAGCAGAAAGAGACGACCCGUCGGAAAAACAGCAAGCGGAAUAGUGUUAAUGUUGAAAGAAGACAUAGAAAUGAAGCACUAAUUUGAGGGAAAUCAUAAGAAACGUUUUUACAUGUCAUAAAUAAAAACAACUUAAAUUUAGUUUUAUAAUUAUUAAAUUGAUUAUUAUCUUCCAAAGACUCUAGUCCAACAUAGGCAUACGUUUGACUGUUACGAACAUUCUUACCAAAUCUACUCCAAUUUAUUUAGAGUAUAUGCAACGAUUACUUUAUCGUAUAUAUAUACACAUCUAUAUAUAUAGAAAAUGUUUUACAUGUCUAUAUACAUAUAUAUAUGUCUGUAUAUAUAUAUAUGUCUAUAUAUAUAUACUGUAUAUAUAUAUACAUAAAUAUGUGUAUAUAUAUACUUAUUGAUUUAUAUAUCUUUCUAUCACAUUUUUACAUUGUUGAUAGUCCAUUAUUAUAAUUAUAUUUAGUCAUAUAUUGUGGUAUUUAUUUUUGUACACAGAAUGUGUACUCAACGUGUUAGACAAUUAGACAUUUCACCAUCAAAAAUAGUAUAGGCCUGGCUUCCUUAAAAUUUGCUACGCUGUCGCACAGUGUUUCCAGUGCAAUCGAUGUACUCGUAGCAGUCCCGGACGCAAUACGGAAGAAUCUCCAAUUCGACCGGGAAAGCUGUCGGCGAUAGCGUGUAGUGAUUGUAUGGAAACUAAGUUUUCUGGAAAACUAUAAAUAGCACAUGCAUUUUUAGAUUUUCUACUUUUCUAUAAGAGAAUGACUUUCCAAUGUCAGUGUGUGUAUUCAGAAUAAAAAAAGGACAUUUAGGCCCAAUAAAAAAAAUUGUUAGUUUAUCAUCCCUGCCCGCGUAACUAUCUUGGACCGCAUCGAUUUUUUUUUUUUAAAUUUUAUAUAUCAUAAAAUGUUUUAGGUGUACAAACUCAUAAAUACCGGCGAAACGAAGUAGGAGAUAAAGAAAAAAUCGUAGCCGUCGCCGUUCACGAGACGUCUGGAAAUACUUAAUAUUACAUUCCAGACGCUGUAAUACUCAUGACGUUCACAUACAAAGCGAUAAGAUGGAUUGUAAUAUCAAAACGUCUGGAGUUUUUAAACUAGCUACGGCUUGCUUUUCCCUAGCUCGAUACAAUAGGUACACGCUUCACGAUGUUCGUUCUGUAGAAAAGAAUUGUACUUUCCAUUGAAGUUAAUUUACACUUGUUUGCCAUGCCAUUGUUAAUAAUGGCAAUAUGUGAUGGGCCAAAAAGGCAAGUUGUGUAACUGUCGUAUGACCUACCUGCUCCUAGGCCUAGCCUAAGCCUAGCUAGCUCUACGUAGUACGGUACGCUAGCUAGGGAGUAGAGUGUAGGACUAGACUAUCUUACACCUAGUUUAGAUUGGUGCAGCUCACUGAGCGAUAUUUGGUGCUCAGCACUUUCUCCUAUACAGAUCAAUGACAUUUUUUGAUGACUAUCCUGUAGUGUAGUAGGCCUAGCCUAUGUAGGCUAGGCCUAUACUAUUACUACUGCUAGUGCUAGGCUUUUGUGAAUAAAAUAUAAUAUUCAAUAACUGUAAUGUCUGAGAUUUUUACAUUUAAGUAUGUAAACUAUUUUUGAUGCAUGUAAAGUAGAAGCUGUAUCAAGAUUCCUUAAGCUGCAUACUCCUUGUUCCGCCUUUCAAUGGAUUCAUGAGUAUUUUACAAGUUUCUGCUGUUUCGAACUUAAAUGCCGGCAUGGAGAAAACAAAAAAACCCCUCCCUCCCUCAUCAUUUUUCAAAUUUAGUCGGAUGAUAAACUAACAAUUUUUUUUUAAUUUGGCCUUACAGUAUAUUCAUUAACAUACUUUAAUAAAUAGUUUGUAUAAUAACUAAAUAGAAAUUUAACCUAUUACGUAAGCUAUACUCUUUUGUGAAUGAGAAAACAUUUUAUGCGCAGUAGUAAAACAUUUUCUAUUUAUUUGUUAAUUCAGCAGAAAAAUGAAGAAUAUUGCAAUAUACUUUUUAAAGCAGUGAUAUGUUUUGACCCGUCCGAUUUGAGACCACCUCCAAUUAAAGAUCACAUAUCUGCGGCCCAAAUAUAUAUUUGAUACAUAAUUUUAUUUGAGAGAAUGUAAUAUAUUCAUAUUAACUGAAAGUGUAAAACGACUGUAUUGGAGGCUAAUAAAUAUUCCUAAAAUGGCUGAACACGUUUAGUACUUCGUGAUAAUUAUUCUGUGUGAAUAUCCUAGGAAUCAUCCAUCUUGGCAACGGCCACCAGACACAAC
Molecule: messenger RNA, 3936 nt
Organism: Anneissia japonica
Lineage: Eukaryota; Metazoa; Echinodermata; Crinoidea; Comatulida; Comatulidae
Product: opsin-VA-like
Exons: 1
Coding region: 218-1768 (516 amino acids)
Biological process (GO): neuropeptide signaling pathway
Cellular component (GO): membrane; neuron projection
Molecular function (GO): neuropeptide binding; G protein-coupled receptor activity
Source: RefSeq, a predicted model, not a curated record